UAUGUACUUGUGGUUGUGGUGGGGAACUAGCAUAUAAAGUCCAGUUGGUUUAUUUCCAUCUCAUUCCAGGAUUUAGUGUAGUUAUGAAAGAAAGUGAAACAAGUUUCUAAAUAAGUAACAAACAUGGAAAACAAAUAUGUACCUGACGAUUUACAAAAUAUGUGUAGGUUAUGUUUAUCUACCAGUUCAUUAGUUAGUAUUUUCGACCACCGAUUGCAGCCUAAAGAAAACAUGGCAGAAGUGAUAAAAGUAACCACUGGAGUUGAGAUAUCACCAGAUGAUGAAAUAUCCCAUAUGCUCUGCGAUAAAUGUUUCCAUGUCACGAUAAAGAUGUUCAAAUUCCGAAGGAUUUCCGUAUUGAACGAUAUGGAACUGAAAGAAAAGCGUGCCGCAAAAAGGAAGCUCAUGCACAAAUCAGUGAGAACACUCCUUAGUAAAUAUCCAAAGCUGAUCAUACCCACUGAAAUACUUGGGAACAACUUGUCCCCGGUGGUUGUCCUGGAAAAAAAGCUGACCAAGCUUCUCGCAGAGGAGUUCGAGGGUCUCCCAACAUCUAGUACGACUUGUUCAGAAGAACAACGUCAAGAUUCACCGUGCGAGAUCAAAGAUGAACUCGACCUGACCCUUGUUGAAGCGGAAAACCCUGAACCAACUAACCGAAAACGAAGCAUGAGUGUUGAGCCGCCAUCGGCGAAGAAACCAAGACUCGACUCUUCACUCGCGCCCGUAAACGAGGACCUGGAACCACCACUCUUCACCGUGACAUCGGUUUCCCAACUGAACUACGUCUGUGAUCUCUGCGGCGCCAUUUUACAGAACAACAAGAGGCUGAAAAGGCACAGAAGCUUACACAUGAGGUGCAACCUCUGCAAGACACAAUUCACGUCCAUGACCCAAGCCAAAGAACACGAGAAUGUAUGCGCCAUUAAAGAAAUUUUGACGAAUCUGCCAAAAGUCCUUUUGAAGCGUUGCGAUAAGGUUACAGAAAUCACAGAGAAAUACCCUGCUGCCUUCGGAUUACUAAAUGUUGUCGAGAUUUCUGAUGACGAAGACUCGGAUAGUGUUAUAGAAGUCCCAUUGAGUCUACCUCCCAUAACACAAUAUUCUCCUAAAACGUCUGAAAGUGCUAAGACUAACGACACACUAUCGCCUGUUUCAAAAGACCCACUAAACUCUGAUAAAUCAAGAACUGAACAUCUUGGGGUGUUUUCGAUCAAAACCUCUACUAAACUGACACCUGAGAAACAGGCAAGUGUAUCAAAUCUAGAUGAACAUAUUACUUCAAAAGUGUCCACAAGCAAGGAAGCCAGAAGUAAGUCACUUUCUGGAAAGUCCAAGACGAUAGAAUCUUUGGUUAAGUUUAGAAGAAAAUCAAUUUCUGGAAAGGCUCAUCCAAAGCCGGAUAAAAUAAUUUCCAGCGUAUCAGAAGCAGAUGCAUGUGGAAGGAUAAUUAUAACUGAUCAGUCUGAAAUAACUGAAGCACCUCCAAAAACCACCGCAGAAGAGUUUGACGGCAAAAACGUCUCAAAAGAAAUGACAAUAAAAUCAACAACGGUGCAGUCAAGAAAAAAAUCCACCUGUGAAAAGUCUGAAUUGGUCAAGGGCUCAAACGAACGACUUAUCAAUUCGAGUGUAUCUCCAAAAGAAUCGACAACAAAUAAGUCUGAUAAAAUACUUAACCUUCAAACGCCAAAGAAAAUUGACAAUCCAGAUAUAACCAAAUCCACGAUGAGCCCAGGCACUUCCUCACAAUAUUCCAUAAGUGAUAAGUCCAAGGAACCAAUACUUUUUACAAAAUCUAAGACAGCGAUCACAGAUACGCCCGAGAGGCUGGAUAUGUUGGGAGUGUACACAAAAAAAUCAGAAGCCAACCAGUCUAGUGGAAAAUCUGCCAGUGAAAAGGCCGAAGAGAUUAUAGAUUUGAUUGAAUUAAUCGAGUCUGGAAAUUCUAAGAGAAAGGCAAAUGAAGUUAAUGAUCCGAGAACUUCUGUAAGCAGCAUAUCUAGAAUAGUUUAUCCACCAAGCAGUGGCUGCAGAAGGCCGUUCGUGCCCGAAAAAUCUAAUAAGACGGUUAACAUUUAUCCAUGGUCUGCCAAAAAUACCUCAAUCGAAUCGGAAGCAGUGCAAUCAGCAUCAUCGUCGGCGAAUAAAUCAAACGAAACAUCCAUACCUGGGAAAUCGAAAGAACUAACGAAUACCGAUAAUUCUAAGAACAUAUCUGCAAGAAACAUUUUUUCCGAUAAAUCAAAAGAAAUGUCCACCUUUGGUUUUGAAGGUCCAGUUACCACGGUGAAGUCUGCAGGAGUUUCACAUUCCGGUAAAACGAAGACCACUGAGAAACCUGGAACAUCUUUUUUUGAAAAGUCCAAGGAACAGACAAACACUGAGAAGCGUGAGCUAACGCCAGCGAGAAUUAAAGUUUCUUCAAAAACAGCAACAAAAAGUGUUUCAAAAGGCACGUCCAAGCCUGUAACACCUGGAGGUUCUUUAAAAUCAAUUACCAAAGAAUCGAAACCUAAGUCCAUCUCUGAGAAACCUAAGGAAGUGACUACUACUGACAAAUCUACCAAAAUUUCUACAGGAACGUUACUAGUAGCAAUUCCAACUCCUGAGAAACCUAAAGAACUGACAACCAGUCAAAAGUCUAAGGGAAUAUCUGCAGGAAUAUCAGAAACUAAUAAGCCAAAAACCAUUGCAAAUUCAAAAGUUCCUUCAGAAUCAUCAACGAACAAUAAAUCAACUGCAAUACCAACUCCUGAAACACCCAGAAAACUGACAACUACUGAAAAUUCUAAAGAAAUAUCUGCAAGAAUAUCAGUAACCAAUAAGCCAAAAACAAUUAAAAAUCUAAAGGUUUCUCCAGAAUCAUCAGCGACCAAUGAAUCAUUAGCAAUUCCAGCUCCUGAGAAACCUAAAGCACUGACAACCAGUGAAAAUUCGAAGAAAAUAUCUGCAGGAAUAUCAAUCUAUGAGCCAAAAACAACUGAGCAUUCAAAAGUUUCUGUCGUAUCAACCAAUAAAUCAGGUCCAACUCCUGAAAACCCUAAAGAACUGUCAACCACUGAAAAGUCUAAGAAAGUAUCUGCAGGAAUAUCAGUAACCAAUAAGCCAGACGCAAUUGAACAUGCCAAAGUAUCACCCGGAUCAUCAACGACCAAUAGAUCAAUUGCUAUUCCAACUCCUGAGAAACUUAAAGGACCAACAACCACUGAAAUAUCUAAGGGGAUGUCUGCAGGAAUAUCAGUAACCAAUAACCCAAGUAUAACUGAAAAUUCCAAAUUUCCUCCAGGGUCAUCAACGACCAAAAAAUCAAUUGCAAUCCCAACUCCUGAGAAUCCUAAAGCAGUUACAACCACUAAAAAUUCUGAGGGAAUAUCUGCAGGAAUAUCGGUAACCAAUAAGCCAAAUACAAAUGAAAAUUUAAAGGUUUCUCCUGGAUCAUCAGCGACCCAUGAGUCAUCAACAAUUCAGGUUCCUGAGAAACCUAAAGUACUGAUAACCACUGAAAAGUCUAAGGAAAAUUCAGCAGGAAUAUCAAUAACCAAUAUGCCAAAAACAAUUGAACAUUCAAAAGAAGAUCCCGAAUCAUCAGUGACAAAUAAAUCAAUCGCAAUUCCAACUCCUGAGAAACCUAAAGAAUCGACCAACACUGAGAUGUCUAAAGUAAUUUCUGCGAGAAUAUCUGCAAUAAAUGAGCCGAAACCUGAAAAUUCAAAAGUUUCUUCGGGAUCAUCAACGAACAAUGAAUCAAAUUCAAUUCAAGCCCCUGAGAAACCCAAAGAACUAACAACUACUGAAAAAUCUCAGGCAAAGUCUGCAGGAAUAUCCGAUAAGUCGAAAACAAUUAAAAUUUCAAAAGUUUCUGCAGGAAUGUCAACAGUCAAAUUAGUGAAACUAGUUAUCAAGAAACCUGAAAAAUUUUCGAUAACUGAUGAGGCUAAAAAGACGUCCGAAAAAAUACAAAAGUCCAAAGACAUCGAGAAAGUUAAAAGCUCUUCAGAAUCAUCAACAACCAAUGUUACUAAAGAACUAUCCUCGACCGAAAGGUCUAAUCCUGGGGAAUCAUCCAUAGAAGUUCUGCCUUCUGGUGAAUCGAAAGGGAGUGAUGAAUCAUUGUCAACAAAUACAGAUAAGUCCGAUGGAAUGUCUAAACAAAAUCCUGCUCCCGAAGAACGUCUACUAAUGACUAUCAACGAGGUUGAGGGAACUAAUAAUUCAGGUGCAUCAAACGGUAAUAAAACAGAAGCAUUGGUCAUUUCUGAAACGAAUAGGAGAAUAACAGAUACAGAUGGAAACUCCGAAGGAACAUCCAAUAGUGAGAAAAGCACAGAAAUAAGACAAGUACCAGUUAAAGAGAAGGAAAAAGGCGAAACUCCAAGAAAGAAACAAAAGAGAAAGAAAAACUGCGAUGACAAUACAUCUGAGUUGAAGAAACUAAAAACAAACGAGGCUGAAAAAGAGUGCAUCAAUCGUACUGUUUCUCAACCAAAACCAUUCAAACCUAAUAUUGUAUUAGACGAUGAACUAGAAGCAAAUGCGGAUAGUGACGACGUUAGCUGUUUGAAUAACCUACUCAACAGAUUGAAGAACAAGAAAGAAAAAAAAGUUUCUGAAGCUCAAACAGAAAUUCCCACGAAUUGCAAAAUCGAGGCCACCAAAGACCAGAACUACUUGUUCGAAUUGAGAAAUCUGGCAAAUUACUUGAGCUUCUCAAAUAUCAAGGUGAACAUAGCCUAUGCCGAUUCCUACUCAGUAAAAUACACCUACGAGCCGUCAUACAUGAAGAAGUACAAAAUUAAAUAUCCCCAAAAAUCACGAUUGUUGAUCCCUUCUGAUGUUUCAAAGGAGAGGAAGAGAUUGGUUGAUUUUAGCGCUUCGAGAACAGCAUCCGACGAAUCACUGACAAAAUCCGGUAAGUCAACCACAACGUCAGAUAUACCGAAGACAAAUUCCGGUAUGCCAACAACAAAAUCAGAUAUACCGACGACAAAAUCUGUUUUUCCAAAGUUUAAACUGAUAAUACCUAAGGAUAGUUCGAAUAAAGAUGUUCACAAAUUGAAUCCUGCAAAAUCCGAUAUACCGACGACAAAAUCUCUUUCGUCAACAUCAGAAAUGAUACCUAAGGAUAGUUCGAACAAUGACACUCUCAAAUCGAACCCUGCCCACCACCAAGCUGUUCUAAUGAAUACUGCCAAAUCAAACCUAGUCAAUAGUAAUAAUUCUAGCACAUCGAACAAUCCUACUAUCACGAACAUCUUAAACCCCACCAUUUCGUCACAAUCUAAAACAAACAGACCCAAAAUUAUUCUUUAUCCAAGCAAUGUUGCUGCUCCUGGCCCAAGACAAAGAUGCAACCAAGGUUUGGUUGUAAAUCCACCAAUUGCCACCUCGAGCUCUAUCAAAUUAUCAAACAACAACCAAGGCCUUGUUAAUACUUCGCAAAAUAUUACCUGGACCUCUUGCAAUGUUCCAAACAAUAAGCAGUGUCUAGUAACAAACUCUCGAAAUGCUACCUCAACCUCUUGCAAUGUUCCGAAUAACAACCAAAGCCUCGUAACAAACUCUCGAAAUGCUACCUCAACCUCUUGCAAUGUUCAGAAUAACAACCAAAGCCUGGUAACAAACUGUCGAAAUGCUACCUCAACCUCUUGCAAUGUUCCGAAUAACAACCAAAGCCUCGUAACAAACUGUAGAAAUGCUACCUCAACCUCUUGCAAUGUUCCGAAUAACAACCAAAGCCUCGUAACAACUUCGCAAAGUAUGUCCUCUAUCAAUGUUCAAAACAAUUAUCAGUGCCUGAUGGAAAACCCGCAGAACAUUACCUCCACCCCAAACAAUCAGAAUCUGUUAACAACCUCUGCCCAGAUCGAUGUUCAAUCCAACCAACAAGGUCUGAUAACAAACCCGCAAAAUAUUACUUCCAGCCUUGUCAAUGUUCCCACCAUGCAAAUAACAAUGACGCAAAACAACAUCCAGAAUCCAUCUGAAUAUUUCAUAUUAAAUAAUACGACGAUGAACAACACCACAAACUUUUUUAAUGGCCUAGUGCCUUCCCCUUUGUAUCCAACAACAAAUCACGUGACACAAACACAGAACCAAACAUUUUACAACAAUUACACGGGGCAGUUGAUAUCUUUUCCUCAUAAUGUAUCCCAUCAAGUUUCUAGUGUUGCUGGGCCUCCUCGAUUUUCGAGAGUUAUGAUGCUGAACCAACCUCCGGCUGUGCCACAACAGUUUCAACAAAUGGAGGCUAGACCUUCUACAAGUGUUCGAUUCUCUCCCAUGACUCCACAGAUACCUCCUAAAGCAACUCAAACAGUGACUCAAAGCAAUCCACCAAGGAAUGAAGUUUUCACAGUUCCAAGGCCACCACGUCUAAAGCGAAUAACAAACGUCAAAACAGUGAAUAGUGAUAAAGUAACGGUGAAUAGUCAACAGCCUCAAUGUACUAGUUAUAUAAGAGUUAAAAAUUUAGCUGACCUUACAUAAGUUGGAACUUAUGAAUGUGUGAUCUUGUUUGAAAAUUCGAAUUUUGUUAAUGAUUAUCUGAUGUUUAAUUAUUACUCUCUCGUUACUAGUUAUAUACUUGUAUUUUCUCGGGUCCUUGAGAAUGUGCUAUUUCUGUAUAAAAAUUCACUUAAUAGCUAAAUUAGUUAUAUAUUUGAAGCCAUGUUGAGUUGAAUCAUGUAUCGACUGAUGUUAAUAUAUUUUUUUAAGGAAAUUCAUCAAUUUUUUUCGAUAAAGAAAUAAAAAUUAUGUGAUAUCCAAUUCAGAUAAUGCUAGUUUGAAAAUGUGUUAUUUCUGUAUGAAAAUUCUAAGUGGAAAUGCACACUAAAAGUUUAAGAAGUUGUUUAUAGUAAUUGUAUUGACUGAUGUAAAUAUAUUUUCCCAAUUGAAGUUUAA
Messenger RNA from Harmonia axyridis, 6903 nucleotides. RefSeq lists its product as uncharacterized. Gene Ontology annotation, cellular component: nucleus. The record is from RefSeq and is a predicted model, not a curated record. The transcript has 3 exons. Bases 124 to 6489 code for a protein of 2121 amino acids. Gene Ontology annotation, molecular function: zinc ion binding. NCBI's taxonomy places the organism in Eukaryota, Metazoa, Arthropoda, Insecta, Coleoptera, Coccinellidae.